Humulus lupulus (European hop) is the source of this 713-nucleotide messenger RNA. RefSeq lists its product as uncharacterized. Bases 161 to 625 code for a protein of 154 amino acids. The transcript has a single exon. The record is from RefSeq and is a predicted model, not a curated record. NCBI's taxonomy places the organism in Eukaryota, Viridiplantae, Streptophyta, Magnoliopsida, Rosales, Cannabaceae.
UCUAGUUCUAUCCAGAACCCACUCUUACUAACAUUUAUAUAAACCCUCUAUCUCAUUCUCAUCACAUAUAAUACAAAGCACUAACGAAAAUCACAAUACUAAAUACCUAAACGACAUUAGCAAACUCCAAACGACAGUGAAAGAAGCUUGAUCGCCGAACAUGAAGCCUAUCAUCGACGACAAGAAAGACACUGUUACAAUCCGAGCGGUGAGCCGCGACGAGGAAGGACGUAAGAGAGUGGAGAAGGCUGAGCUCAAAACUCACGACGUCGACACCGCCAAGUACGUGGAGAAGAAGCUCAUCGACAAAGGGGUUCAGAGGUUGGAACGCCACCCGGCCAACGGGAUUGGAAUCCGUAAACCGCCACCCAAGUCUGGCCACGGAGGCAAGUACACGUGGGAGGGCCCCGGCGAGAUCGUGGAGAACGAGCUCUCACCGACGCCACCUGCCAUCGACGAAGGAGACCCCAAUUAUGUGGACGAGGUGGCGGAGGAGAGGAUCGUGAGAGGUGAGGAUAAGGAGGUGGCUGGGCUUGUAGUUGGAGAAGUUGAGGUUGCGAAAGUGGUUGAGAAUAGAGAAUGUGUUGCUAGGAUUGAGGUUGAUCCUCAUAUCAAACUUAAUUAGAAAUUAAAAUUGAAUUCAAGUGUGUUUUUGUUAUGUUUGUUGUUGGUUUGUUUGACAUGAGAAAAUGAAGUGGGUGACUUUCUAAUAA